AUGAGCGGCGGCGCGGUGUCGUCGCGCGGCUCCUCCUUCCUGGGCUCUUCGGCCGCCGGGUCCGUCACCGCCGCGGCGCCGGCCGCGGGCGGCGGCGGCGGCCCCGCGGUGGCCUCGAUGACCAUGAUGUUCGACCGCUUCAACGAGAAGGCCAUCAAGGCGGUGAUGACGGCCUCGGACGAGUCGCGGCGCCUCGGCCACAAUUUCGUGAGCACCGAGAUGCUCCUGGGACCCCCUUCAGACUCAACCAAGUUCUGGAUGCCCAUGUUCAGCGCAGCCAUGGUCGAUCACGCGAAGUACAUGUUGAGCAGUGUUUCAGCCAACAUGGCGGCCAACGCGACCUACAAGUGUCACAAGUUGAACCAGAGCAGCUUUAUCAAAUUCUAA
Prorocentrum cordatum is the source of this 387-nucleotide messenger RNA. The record is from the annotation of a GenBank genome assembly. NCBI's taxonomy places the organism in Eukaryota, Dinophyceae, Prorocentrales, Prorocentraceae.